UGUGAUAACAUUUCCAGCGAGUAUUGCCCAAGUAACUCACAGUACCUUGUAUAUUUUAUAAUUUACUUAGAGCUAAAUAUUUUGAUACUUUUGAAAUUUUAGUCAUGUUUUCAUUAAAUUGUGUCAUCUUGGCUCUUGUGUCGUUUGCUAUUCAAACACGAGGACUCGUGGAGCUGCCAAAAGUCGAUGAUAAUAACAUUUUGGUAACAGAAGCAGCUAUACGAGACACCAUUAACACACUGUUCUAUAAACUUGGACUCCGAGGCAUCAAGACCAAGCCCAGGUUAAAAGAGUACUCCACAGUUCACAACCAUCUUGUUUCGUUCACUUUGCAAGAUUACACCAACUUGAAGGAAAUAGCAAAGCUCACUCGAGUCGAUAAAACAAAAAUAAAUAACGAAACUAGAAGUUUUAUGACCGUUAUAAAUGAAAUACUAAAUGAAGAUAACGAUGAUGGAAGGACUGAAGCAAUAAUCACUGAAGCCAACGAUGAAAGCGUGAUAAAAUAUAUUGAUCAGUUCCUAACAAAACUGGAAGAUCUAAAAGAGCAAUAUGGCGUUAUUAAUGAGAGGUUUCCCAUAAAGGAAGACUUGUAUAAAGUUUUGAAUGACAACGAAGUAUUACCUUACAAUUUCACAAUGGACCAGUCGUACAGUUCAGAUGUUGAUGAAAAUGAUACGCUCAUUGAUGGAAGUAACUAUUGGAAACCAGAUAUGAGUGGUCGCCGCAUUUACCGCGGGACGAGGACUAAGAUUAAGCACUUCCCGUUCAUGGCAAGCAUCCAGAUUUUCAAUAGGUUCCACUGCGGAGGGUCAAUCAUCAAGUCCGAUCUAGUCAUCACGGCUUCGUCAUGCUUGCAGCUAGCGUGGAAUAACAGAUUCUUCCGCGAAAACCCCGCCUUCCUCUCCGUCAGAGUCGGGAGUAAUUUCUACAAUGGUGGUGGCGAAAAUAUACCCGUGUUGGAGGUUUACUUCCAUCCCCAGUACAAUCCAAAGAACCUGUGGAACAAUAUCUGUAUUCUGCGUCUGGUUAGAAGGCUGCGGUUCAGGAAACGAGGCAAAAAGGUGAAGAAGAUAGACUUUGAUAGGAAUCCUGCGAAUUUGCCGUUGACGACUGAUGGGAUUACCAUUGUUGGAUGGGGAGCCAAAGGAAUGAGCAACGUAGUUAAGAAUCCUUGGGAAAAUGCUCUGUCGUUUUCCGUCUUGGAUAUCUAUCCCUUACGAGAAUGCCAAGAUAUCUAUUCAAAGGAAUAUGUCACCAAAAAACAUUUUUGCGCUGGUUUCUUCUCCAAGGGUGGAGGAGCCUGCAAUCACGAUGUGGGUGGACCAGGCGUCGUGAAAGGUUUCUUGAUGGGGGUAGUUAGCUUCGGCUCCCCUGUGUGUGGCACCCCUGAUGCCCCGACUGUCUUCACCAAGCUUGGCUACUACGCUGACUGGAUUGAGGAGAUCAUGGAACAGGAGGUGCCCAACAUCAACCAGCGAACUACUCUACGUCGGAAAAGCAUCGUGACUCUCGGCCAAUAUUACCAACCGAUCCAACCGACCACGUUUAAAAUUCCUCCUCUAAGUGGCAAAAUAGAUCCGAUUCCUAUCUCCGAAGUCGACGCCUUGAGGAUGCUGAAGAGCGGAAAGAUUUUCCAAGAGUUCUUAAACACUAUGUUUGGCAGCAGCGAAGCAGCUCAGUACCAAGACCUUUUGACCGAUGUCCAACCCCGGAACGACCAAGUCAUGCCAGCUGCUGAAAGUACAAUGAAUUCUCCUCCAAUGCCCAUUCAAGUACCAGAAACUACUACUCCAAUGCAAGCCUCAAUCGAAGACGCCGCUCAAGUGGUCACUGAAAUUGGUGUGGUCGACCCUGAUUUUACUACAGAAGCCCAAUUAAUGAAAGUCACUGCACUAGACGAAAACUUCGCGAUAUCAUCCAGGAAAGAUGACGAUUUAGAGAAAAACCUUGUUAAUCUGAUAGAUGAUAUAGAUUUAAAAGAAAUCAUUGAUGGCAUGCCGAGCGUGGAGGAGGAGAGGUUGUUAGACGAUGAGAAAAUCAUGGAUAUGCUCAAGGACAAGGAUUUGGAGGAUAAGAUCUCGAAAAUAGAUGAUUCUGUAUUGACUUUGCUAUAUUUAUCUGAUGCGGAGAAAGCGGAAAGGAUCGGUGAUAGCAAUAAUGGCGAGGAUAUUAGCGGAUCGUCUGCUGUAGAUAAAUCUGACGACGGGUUAGACAAUUACUACGGAGAAGCGGAGGAGAGAGGACUCAGUAUACCCACAGAAAAUUUCCAAGAUCUGACAUACAGAAACAAUAAUGCCUCAGUUGCGGUGGAUCAAGCGAUUUCGAAUGAUCAGUUGUAUUAUUUAAUAUCUGAAAUAAAUGACAACGAUGCCAAAAAUAUAAAAAUAAAAUAUUAA
Messenger RNA from Ostrinia nubilalis (European corn borer), 2399 nucleotides. RefSeq lists its product as uncharacterized. The transcript is spliced from 7 exons. NCBI's taxonomy places the organism in Eukaryota, Metazoa, Arthropoda, Insecta, Lepidoptera, Crambidae. Gene Ontology annotation, molecular function: serine-type endopeptidase activity. Gene Ontology annotation, biological process: proteolysis. The coding region runs from base 105 to 2399 and encodes 764 amino acids. The record is from RefSeq and is a predicted model, not a curated record.